Gymnodraco acuticeps is the source of this 1940-nucleotide messenger RNA. RefSeq names its product potassium inwardly rectifying channel subfamily J member 19a (gene kcnj19a). Gene Ontology annotation, cellular component: plasma membrane. The transcript is spliced from 3 exons. Lineage: Eukaryota; Metazoa; Chordata; Actinopteri; Perciformes; Bathydraconidae. Gene Ontology annotation, molecular function: G-protein activated inward rectifier potassium channel activity. The record is from RefSeq and is a predicted model, not a curated record. Gene Ontology annotation, biological process: potassium ion import across plasma membrane; regulation of monoatomic ion transmembrane transport. The coding region runs from base 330 to 1877 and encodes 515 amino acids.
CAAUGGAAGAUCCUCGUAUUUCGCUCUGCUGGUGAGGACACGCCAGUCAAAGAGAGUGGAGACUGAGCAGAGCGCACAGUACAGUCAGCGAUAUUCUGAUGUCAUGUGAAACAACUGGAAGAAUAUUGGAUAUUUGUAUUUAUGAAAACGGACCAGUGGCUUCAAAACACUGACAUUCGCGUAAUUUGUUUUUUUUCCAACGUUUUACGCGCGCUGAAGUGCCCAUGGCGCUUUUUACGCACUGCAUGUAACCAGUGAUUUGGAGCCUAAAACUAUCGUAAACAUGGAUUAAACAGCAGGUAAUCUUUCUUUACUUUAGGAGAGCUGAAAUGGCGGCACUUCGUAGGAAAUUUGGUGAAGACUACCAGGUGGUCAACACAAACCGGGCUACCACUUUUGCUGCUCCGGUUAAGAAAAAACGCCAGCGCUUCGUGGACAAGAACGGUCGCUGCAAUGUGCAGCACGGAAACCUCGGGGGAGAGAGCAGCAGGUACCUCUCUGACCUCUUCACCACUUUGGUAGACUUAAAGUGGCGAUGGAACCUUCUCAUCUUCACCCUAACUUACACCAUCGCUUGGCUGUUCAUGGCAUCUAUGUGGUGGACCAUCGCUUAUAUCAGAGGAGACAUACAUCAUGGCCAUGGCCAUGACCCUUCCUACACCCCCUGUGUGGCCAAUGUUUACAAUUUCCCCUCCGCUUUUCUGUUCUUCAUCGAGACUGAGGCCACAAUCGGUUACGGUUACCGGUACAUUACAGAGAAGUGCCCGGAAGGCAUCAUCCUCUUCUUGUUCCAGUCACUGAUGGGCUCCAUAGUGGACGCUUUUCUCAUCGGAUGCAUGUUCAUAAAAAUGUCCCAACCUAAGAAACGUGCAGAGACGCUCAUGUUCAGCCAGGACGCGGUAAUUUCUCAGCGAGACGGCAAGCUGUGCCUCAUGUUCCGUGUGGGCAACCUGAGGAACAGCCACAUGGUGUCCGCUCAGAUCAGGUGCAAACUCAUAAAGUCUCGUCAGACCCCUGAGGGCGAGUUCCUGCCUCUGGACCAGUGUGAACUGGAUGUUGGUUUUGGGACAGGAGCAGACCAGCUCUUCUUGGUUUCACCUCUCACUAUUUGCCAUGAAAUCAAUCCCAAGAGCCCUUUUUUCGACUUAUCCCAGCGCUCCCUCAUGAACGAACAGUUUGAGAUUGUCGUUAUCCUCGAAGGCAUCGUGGAAACCACUGGUAUGACAUGCCAGGCACGGACAUCAUAUACAGAGGACGAGGUUUUAUGGGGUCAUCGCUUCCUGCCGGUGAUGUCCCUGGAGGAGGGCUUUUUCAGGGUAGACUACUCUCAGUUCCACAGCACGUUUGAGGUACCGACUCCACCGUACAGUGUCAAGGAGCAUGAAGAGAAAAAUGCACUGCCCUCACCUCUCUCCACUCCCACCCACACACUCAAUGAGAGUCACGGUGCCCGGCGUGACCGGGUGUUUUCCGUGGAUUGCAUAAACACAUCUGAGGAUAGAAGGGGAGGGGCUGGGGGUCGACUGCCGAGCAAGCUUCAGAGGAUGAGUUCUUCGGGGAAGGAUGACCUGCAGAGGAAGGUGCUCCGGCUCAGCUCCCAGCACUCGGAGAAGGCCUGCAGCACAGGAGACCUGCCCCUGAAGCUGCAACGCCUCAGCUCCUCGCAAGGGCCCGAGAUGGCAAACCAGCUGGAACUCAAGGCCCUCAAGGUGGGCUUCGAACCCAUGACCCAGUCAACUGGAGACCUGUAUGAACCCAGCUUAACGCCAACGCUGGCCCCGGCUCCGGUGCCCGUGUACAGCCCUCUGCUGUCAGCUGGACGGAGGCCAGAGGACAACCUGCCAGCAAAGCUCCGGAGGAUGAACGCUGACCGCUGAAAACCAUAGACAAUCCCAACAACACAUUCCCACUGACCUCCGUCAAGAAGAAGAAGAAGAAGA